AUGGCGCCGCAGAAGCGUCCAGCUCCCCCGCAGUCGGAUUCUGAGAACGAUGACGAUCCAGAACAAAGUACCAGAGGCACUUCCUCUCCAGCCUCAGCUUCGAACAAGCGCCCGAGGAUAAGCGACGAGUCGUCUCUGCAGCGAACCCCCCAAACUGACCCUGACGAGCCACCUACUGCCAGCACUCCGCCAUCUGACUUCGACACUGACGACGAGCAAGCAGAUGUUGCCGCGACACAAGCUUUGCGGGCCAAGGCUAUUGAGAACAGAAGAAGAGGAAAUGAACCUGCUGACUAUGGUAUCUUGGAAGGCGUGGAGCUGAAAAACUUCAUGUGCCACGAAUCUAUGACCUUCAAACUUGGGCCUUUAAUCAACUUUAUUUGCGGUAAAAAUGGUAGCGGAAAGAGCGCAAUCCUGACUGCCAUUACAUUGUGCCUGGGUGGCAAGGCAUCUGCUACCAAUCGGGGUGCCCGCCUGCAAGAUUUCAUCAAGGAGGGUCAAGAUCAUGCUUCUAUUACUUGCCACAUCAAGAACCAAGGGGAAAAUGCCUACAAACCUGAGGACUAUGGGAAUUCGAUUCGAGUGGAACGCCAUUUCACCCGCACCGGCGGCAGUGGCUUUAAAUUGAAAUCAGAUAAAGGACGCAUUAUUUCCACCCGCAAAUUGGACCUUGAGGACAUCCUCGAUCACAUGAUGAUGCAGUUUGACAACCCUAUGUCGGUGCUCUCUCAGGAUCAAGCAAGACAAUUUCUAGCAAACUCGGGCGCUUCGGAAAAAUACAAACUAUUCAUGAAAGGCGUCCAGCUUGAACAGCUAGAUCAGGAUUAUCGGUUGAUCGAAGAACAAUCCGAGAAUAUCAAAGCCAAGGUUGAGAUCAAGGCCCCCGACCUGGAAGAUCUCAGAAAGGCCAUGGAAAGUGCAAACACGAAAUUAGAGCUGUCCCAGAAGCAUGACAGCACUCUAGCAAAGAUGCGUGAAUACCGCCGCUUGCUCGCAUGGAUUCAGGUCGAGGAACAAGAGAAGAUACGAGACAACUACAUGCAGGCAAUCGUGGAAGCAGAUGGUAGGAUAGCAGACGCAGAACAUAAGGCUGAGCAAUUGGAUGAGAUAUACCAAGCAGCAGACCAGGAUGCAACCAACACAAACAACACCUACGAACUUAUGAAAGCCGAAGUUCUCGCGGUUGAAGAAGAAAAACGGGAAGAGAAAGCCCGCCAUGAUGAGGUAAAGAAAGCUACUGUAGAAGCUCAUACAGAGCAGCGAGACAUUCGCACAAAUCUAAAGGUGGUAGAGGGCAUCAUCACCACGAAAAAGCAGGCUAUUGAAGAAGAAAUGAACAGGUUAGCAGAGCUGGACGGUGGCGGUGCUGCCGCUCGUGUGCACGCUCUUCAAGAGGCCGAGGAAACACUCAACGUCGCGAGGAGAGUUGAGAGAGAACAUGCUGACAAAAGACAUAUAUUGCAAGCCGAGAUCAAAACUACCGGGCAGCUUCUCGAAGAAGCUGAACAAGCGAAGAACUCCCAGACAGAACGUGUGAGGCAACAGGGACAAAUACUCGAUCAGAUGAACCGUAAUCGCAAUUCGCAGGAUUUGGCAUUCCACCAAAACAUGCCUUCCUUGUUGAAAGCAAUUCAACAGGAGAGUAAAUUCCAGCACCGUCCGAUUGGCCCGCUGGGAAAGCAUGUCAAGUUACUCAAGCCUGAAUGGUCUUCAAUCCUGGAGAAGUCAUUCGGCAGCACCAUGAACGCGUUCCUAGUGAGCAACAAGCGCGACGAAAAGCUACUCAGCGACAUUAUGAGACGUGCGAAAUGCCCAGUUCCUAUCUACAUUGGUAAUAAUCAGCCAAUUGAUGUUAGCAGUCAUGAACCGGACGCUCAAUUUGACACCAUUCUCAGGGUACUGGAAAUCGACAACGAAGCAGUGAAGAAACAGUUGGUGAUUGCACACAACAUUGAACAGGCUAUACUGAUCCCGGAUAUGGCAGAGGCUUCGGAAAGAUUGUACUCAACAGGUCAACCGUUACGGAAUGUCAAGAGAUGCUUCUGUUUCAGCGCCAAUACUCGCCUAAGAGGUGCCGUUUUGUUCUAUCGAGGUGGGCAACCUGCCCAGGACCCUGUCCAUCAGUUUCAGGGCAGCCCUCGCAUGCGCGCCGACGUUGAUGAGAGUAUUCGAAGACAAGGUGAAGCUGUCGAGGAGUCGAAAGCGCAGCUUCAUCAACUCGAAAAUGAGUUUCUCAAUGCUCGAGACCGACAUUUAAAAGCGCAGCAGGCUCUUACAAAGCAUGGUCGAGACAGUGGUGAACUACGAAUCACAGUCCAAUCGGCCCAGCACGAAGCAGAAAAGCUGAGAGAUGCGAUCAAUGAAGACAAUGUCGAAGGUGGAAAGCUGGAGGCGCUGAGAGAGGCGCUGAAUGAUGCAGAGGAACAAAAGGCCGUCCACGCCAGCUCGUAUCAAGAUUCCGUGACUGCCCUAGACGAGAAAAAGCAACUGCUUCGGACCGCAACCCAGAAACUCAGUGAUCUAGACGAGCGGAUGGCUAACCUGCAGGCAACUGCGAAUGAUGCCCAAGUUGUCGCACAAAAGGCCGGAAAGAAACGUGCAUACACCCUUGGUGAGAAGAACGCGGCGAUCGCCCGAAUCGAUGAUGCCAAGAGCGACCGAGGAACCAUGGAACGCAAGCUUGAAGAAAUAAACAGCGAUAUUGACAAUUGGACCGAACAAGCACGGGCGGUGUCUGAGCGAGUUAACAUCCCUACAGGUACAACUUACGAUGCCCUCGAAAAGAAGUAUAAGCGACUCGGGAAAGACUAUGCAGCAUUCGAGAAGAACCUGGGCGGGAGCAAAGAGCAGAUUGCUGCAAGGGCAGCGGAAUGCUCUGAAGCAUACAAUAGAGCCCGGCAAGAGAUGGAGGAUAUGGAAAAGCUGCUGGACAAGUUGUUGGAAUCCCUCGGUGAACGAAAAACCCGCUGGAAACUGUUUAGAAGCUUGAUUUCACAUCGGAUCAAGAUCCAGUUCAUGUACAUGCUCAGCGAGAGAGGCUUUCGAGGGCAGGCGGUUAUGGAUCAUAAGAAGAAGUUGAUGGAGAUCCAGGUGGAGCCCGAUAUCACCACGCGUGAUGGAAGUGGGCGAGGUGUCAAAACUUUGUCUGGUGGGGAGAAAUCGUUCACGCAAAUCUGCCUCCUCCUUGCCAUAUGGGAAGCGAUGGGUUCACCAGUGAGAUGUUUGGACGAAUUCGACGUCUUCAUGGAUGCCGUGAAUCGAUCAAUCAGUGUCAACUUAUUGAUUGAGGGGGCAAGACAAAGUAUUGGGAAACAAUUUGUCCUCAUCAGUCCAGGCACCAAGUCCGAUAUCAAACGAGCUCCCGAUGUCAACGCUAUUGAGUAA
Exophiala aquamarina CBS 119918 is the source of this 3384-nucleotide messenger RNA. RefSeq lists its product as uncharacterized. Bases 1 to 3384 code for a protein of 1127 amino acids. The record is from RefSeq and is a predicted model, not a curated record. The transcript has 2 exons. Gene Ontology annotation, molecular function: single-stranded DNA binding; damaged DNA binding. Gene Ontology annotation, biological process: double-strand break repair via homologous recombination. Gene Ontology annotation, cellular component: nucleus; site of double-strand break; Smc5-Smc6 complex. Lineage: Eukaryota; Fungi; Ascomycota; Eurotiomycetes; Chaetothyriales; Herpotrichiellaceae.